AAAAAAGUGUGAAUUUUGACCAAACACGGCGGAGCAACUUGUUCAGCUUUAGCGACGAUGAAUCCCAUUCUUCAAAGGUGAAAAAAGAAAUCAGCUAAUAAUUUCACAUUUGCAGAGAUAUUUAAAAGUGAAAGUUGAUCACCUAACUAAGAUGAAGAAACUUGUAGAAUUUGGGAGGAAAGCAAUGUUCUAUAUUAGGGUUCUUUCUGGGUACGAAGAGCGUAGAAUCCGAUCUUAUCGUUUACAAAUGCAACAGCGUCUCCAACAGGCAGAGGAGAAGAAGGUAGCCAUAAGGAAGAUGCCUGAACAAAUGAUUUUGUCAGAAGUUAGGCGCAUGGUGGAAGAGAUGCAAGCUUUGAAUAAGAAGCUAGAGGACACUGAGGCUGCUAUUGAUGACUAUUUCAAGCCAAUAAACAUGGAAGCAGAAGCAAUAGUGAAAAUGCAGCUUGAAGGGGAGGAGAAUAGAACAAAGGAGAUGAUGAAUAUCCUGCAGAAACAAGCUUUUCUUGAGAAACAUCAGGCGGAGAAACUAAUAAGCGCAGAAAAUGUGGUCACGAACAAACAUGGCCAAGAUAAAGCAUCUACAUAGAUUCCACCAGAAUUUUGCUUCUUAGAUAUGUCAUUGUUUUGGCGAUCUGAAUGAAAAAAAGGGAUCUGCCUGGCUGCCCCUUCCGGAGCAUCUGAUAAAUUUGGAACGAGUAGAGGCCGGAAUCUACUGUUUAUUUCAAUCACACAUGCUAGUCAUGUUUUCUGUUGUAAAUUAUACAUUGUUUCGAUGGGAUUUUUUGGUUCCCAACAUAAAGGUGUUAGUUUUUUUUUUCUGUAAUCACAUUCAGCUUCAGCUUUGUAACUGAUUAAUUUUGUUACUGAAAACAGAAGACACUUUUUUAAAAUUAACACAAGAGGGACAAACUUGUCCAUAUGUCGAUUGUAAUAUAAUUAUGUCACGAAUGAUCUUUCUUGGUAUUGCAGUCAAAUUCAUUUGGAAUUUA
Molecule: messenger RNA, 992 nt
Organism: Lycium ferocissimum
Lineage: Eukaryota; Viridiplantae; Streptophyta; Magnoliopsida; Solanales; Solanaceae
Exons: 4
Coding region: 152-589 (145 amino acids)
Source: RefSeq, a predicted model, not a curated record